CCUGCGCACGGACCUGCGCGGCGAGGUGCGUCUGAGCGCGCUGGGCGUGGCCGUGGGCGUGGGCAUGGACCCGGCGCUGACCGAGCAGCAGCUGCAGCACGAGCUGCUCCUCCUCAAGCAGCAGCAGGAGCUGCAGAAGCAGCUGCUCUUCGCCGAGUUCCAGAAGCAGCACGAGGUGCUGACGCGCCAGCACGAGGUCCAGCUGCAGGAGCACCUCAAGCAGCAGCAGGAGAUUCUGGCGGUGAAGCGUCAGCAGGAGCUGGAGCAGAAGCGUAAGCUGGAGCUGCAGCGGCACGAGGAGCUGGAGAAGCAGCGUCUGGAGCAGCAGCUCAUCAUGCUGCGCAACAAGGAGAAGGGCAAAGAGAGUGCCAUUGCCAGCACUGAGGUCAAGUUGAAGUUGCAGGAGUUCCUCCUGAGCAAAAAAGAUCCCACCCCUGGCGGACUAAACCAUUCCUUCACCCAGAAGUGCUGGGGCGCUCAGCACACCUCCCUGGACCAGAGUUCCCCCCCUCAGACAAACACGCCCCCCUCCUACAAAUUGCCCCCUCUCCUGGGUGCCUACGAGGGCAAGGACGAUUUCCCUCUGCGCAAGACUGCCUCUGAGCCCAAUCUGAAGGUGCGCUCGCGGUUAAAACAGAAGGUUGCCGAGCGACGCAGCAGCCCUCUACUGAAGAGAAAAGAUGGAACUGUCAUCAGCACUUUCAAGAAAAGAGCCAUUGAAAUCUCAGUGUCGUCCAUGUGCAGCAGCGCCCCUGGCUCUGGGCCCAGCUCUCCCAACAGCUCCAACAGCGCCAUCGCCGAGAACGGCUCCAGCGGCUCCGUCCCCAACAUCCACGCUGAGCAGCUGCGAUCUCUCCACCAGUCUCUGAACGCGGACGGGACGGUGAGCCCCCUGACUCUCUACACGUCGCCCUCGCUCCCCAACAUCUCGCUGGGCCUGCCUGCCAAUUCGCACAUCACGGCUUCCCAGAAGCUGCAGGAGGCGGAGCGGCUGGCCCUCCAGUCGCUGCGGCAGGGCGGCGCUCUGACGGGGAAGUUUGUGAGCACCACGUCGCUGCCGGCGUGCCUGCCCCCGCCCGGGGCCCCCCACGACGCCGAGGGGCCCCAGACCAACUCGCACUCGCACUCCUCGCUCCUGCAGCACGUGCUGCUCCUGGAACAGGCGCGGCAGCAGAGCGCGCUGCUCGCAGUGCCCAUGUAUGGCCAGUCGCCACUGGUGACGGGCGAGCGGGUGUCCAACAACAUGCGCACGGUGAACAAGCUGCCGCGGCACCGGCCCCUGAGCCGCACCCAGUCGGCGCCGCUGCCCCAGAGCCCGCAGGCCCUCCAGCAGCUGGUCAUGCAGCAGCAGCACCAGCACUUCCUGGAGAAGCAGAAGCAGUACCAGCUCAACAAGUGUGACUUCGAGAUCGAGAUCCUCUCCAAGGGGGCGGAACUUCCCCGUCAGCCGCCCACUCACCCCGAGGAGACGGAAGAGGAGCUCACGGAGACGGCCGAGAUGCUAGAGGAGGGCCGGGGGGAGGGGCUAGAGCUCGCACGCGAGCCGCGCCUCCAGAAGGACGGCUCGGGGGAAACGUCGCCGCCGUCGGAGCGCCUGCUGCCCCUGAAGGGCGAGAGCACCGAGAGCGACCUGGAGGAGGAGGACGACGAAGACGAGGCCAUCGAGCUCAAGGAGUGCGACGACGAUGGCACCCCCUACGGACAGUUUUCAGACCAACACCACAUUCAGCAGCUCAAUGUGUUCCAGGCCUCUCUCUCCAUCACUGGCAUGCCCCACAGACCCCUGGGAAGGGCCCAGUCCUCCCCGGCCACUGCCAGUCUUAAGGGAGCCCCCAUGGCAGAGAUCCCCAUCAAGCACCUCUUCACUACAGGGCUGGUGUACGACACGCUGAUGCUGAAGCAUCAGUGCAUGUGCGGCAACACCCACAUCCACCCGGAGCAUGCGGGCCGCAUCCAGAGCGUCUGGUCCCGGCUGCAGGAGACCGGGCUGCUGGGCCGCUGUGAGAGGAUCCGAGGCAGGAAGGCCACUCUAGAUGAGAUUCAGACGGUUCACUCAGAGUACCACACUCUGCUCUACGGAACCAGUCCUCUGAACAGACAGAAGCUAGACAGCAAGAAGCUCUUAGGGCCGAUGAGUCAAAAAAUGUACGCCAUGCUGCCCUGUGGAGGCAUCGGGGUGGACAGCGAUACAGUCUGGAACGAGAUGCACUCCUCUGGGGCAGUCCGCAUGGCUGUGGGCUGCGUCAUUGAGCUGGCCUUCAAGGUUGCCGCCGGAGAACUGAAGAACGGUUUCGCCGUGGUGCGUCCACCUGGGCAUCAUGCAGAGGAGUCCACAGCCAUGGGGUUCUGCUUCUUCAACUCAGUGGCCAUUACAGCCAAGCUCCUGCAGCAGAAACUUGGAGUAGGAAAGAUACUCAUUGUAGACUGGGACAUUCACCAUGGCAACGGGAGUCAGCAGGCCUUCUACAACGAUCCCAAUGUACUCUACAUCUCCCUCCAUCGCUACGACGACGGCAACUUCUUUCCCGGGAGCGGCGCUCCUGAGGAGGUGGGAGUUGGGCCAGGUGUGGGCUUCAAUGUGAACAUUGCCUGGACGGGUGGAGUGGAGCCCCCUAUGGGUGAUGUGGAGUACUUAACAGCCUUCAGGACCGUGGUGAUGCCGAUCGCCAAUGAGUUCUCUCCGGACGUGGUUCUGGUGUCGGCCGGCUUCGACGCGGUCGAGGGUCACCAGUCCCCUCUGGGCGGCUACAACGUCACGGCCAAGUGUUUCGGCCACCUCACAAAGCAACUGAUGACGCUGGCGGGGGGGCGUGUGGUUUUGGCUCUGGAGGGGGGGCAUGACCUCACAGCCAUCUGUGACGCUUCUGAGGCCUGUGUGUCAGCACUCCUGGGAGAUGAGCUGGAACCUCUGCCAGAGUCCGUCCUGCAGGAGAAGUCGUGCCCUAAAGCAGCCGCCUCUCUGGAGAGGGUCAUAGAGAUCCAGAGUAAACACUGGAGUUCCCUGCAGCGGCUGGCUCCUACGGUGGGCCAGUGUCUGCUGGACGCCCAGAGAAGAGAGAAGGACGAAGCGGACACCGUGACGGCCAUGGCCUCGCUCACGGUCGACGCCGAGCAGGCUGCUGUUGUCACGGAGAUCAGGUCAGUGGAGGAGCCUAUGGAGGAGGAGCCGGCGCUUUAGGACAACUGGAUGUGUCGCGACCUGCGGCAGUUCUUUUGUCUCCAGCGACUGGGCGGCAGUGUCCCAGAGUGACUUCUUUCCCCUCCUCACACACACCCCUCCUCCUUCCACCUCUGUCGGGACCUGCGACACAUCGCCUCACCUGUGCCUGCAUCACCUGUGUCUCACACACACACACUUGUCUCCAGGUCAGCGUACUGGCGUGUUUGUGUGUGAGUGUGUACACACGUGUGUGUUUGGGUGAGGGGUGAUUGGUGAGAGAAAACAAACAUGCACUCGCUCUCUCAUGGGGCCAGUGGGAGACUUUGUUUGAUUGGCUGGUGGAAGGGCAGGAAGAGGCGGGACAUUCUGCUUAUGCCUUUGUUUAUAUGACACUUAUUGUUCUUUUUUUGGAGCGAACUACAGCAACGACAACACACAAAAGACAAUGGCACUGGCAUAUUGUCAUUGGAACGGCUGAAGAGGCUAUGUACAUUUCCUGUGCUACUUUUUCAAAGAGGAAAACACAACAGUCGUCAGGACAUUUUCAAAAUGGAAAAAGCCAACAAGCAGCAAAAAUAUUUCAACAACCUUAUGUAUAUGCUCAAUAGCUCAUACACGUGUACACGCAUAAACAUUGACACACGCACUGUAACUUACAAACACUGAUCCCAAAUAUGUUCCCAGCUAAAUGAUAACAAAGACUUUGAAAACUUUUGGGCUCUCUGUCACAAACAUGCAUACCUCUUUCCUCUACUUGUCUAUUGGUUGGAAUACAUGUUUGUCUGUACAGUAAUUUGUUCAAAGAAGCACACAAUCGUAUAUAUGGAUACGAUGUAUGUAUAGGCUUAUAUGUGGUUCUGUAUGUGUGUCUUGUAAACACAUGCUUGAUAUAUAUUUAUAUAUAAAUACUGUACAAUAUCUCGGUCAUGUGUUUGAUAAUUGCUGUGGUUGGGCUUAUGUGGUAAGAACCAUGCAGGAAUCCCCCUUGACAACCGUUUUUCUCCUCUAAUUUUGGCCAAUUGAUUUUUGAGGCUGCUGUGCCUCCCACAUUAUCACAGUAGAUACAAGACAUUGUCAGGAGACGACAGAUUAAUUUUGGACACACACUCUGACUGGUCUUGUCACACAGAGACACUAACAGACACACACUCACGCACAAACACACACACACACACACACUUACACAAUGACACUUAACCCGUUGGCAGCCCUGUUUGAGUAGGAAGCAGUGGCUUUGCUAAGACUGUAUACCCUGACCUGUCCUGUCCCUGACCUACCAAUGGUGGGUACUCAGCGUGACAGAGACGUCUUUUUAAAAAGAACUUGGUGCCUUUUCUGAGACAUAAUAAUACUAAUGAUGAUAAUAAUAAUAAUGAUGAUGAUAAUAAUAAUAAUAAUAAUAAAAAACACCAACAAUGGAAUGGAGAAAGAAAAAUCUGCAUGUUUUACUCUCCUCUUUCACUCAGUUUUUUACCAUUUAUCUUGUUUAAGUUUUGAAGUUUUGGUUGUAAUUGCCUUAAGUUUAUUUUUUUUGUUAGCCAUUUUAGCCAUGCAGGCAAUGAGCACAGCUUGGAUUCCAUCUCUCUCUCUCUCUCUCUCUCUCUCUUCCUCCUCUUCAUCCCUCUCUCUCUUCCAUUUGUCUCUUUCUCUCUGUGUUUGUGUCCCUCUCUCUUUUUUGUCCGAGUGCAGCUCCUUUUCUAAGGGCUAUAUGGUCAUCUGGCCUGCAGCCUGAAUUUGUUUUUGUUUUUAUUUACAUGUUGAUUUGUAUGUCCAUCCUCUGCUCUUGGGCAGCCUGCAGGACACACACUAACAAACUCCUGAAUACGACCAAUCCGUAUGUGAUUUCCCUUCCUCUUGGCUGUAGAUAUUGUAUGCGUUUUCCAUUGCCUGCUCUCCUCCUCAGGAGGCAGAGUCAAUAAUGAGCUAUUUCUUUUCCAUUGGUUUUGAGAGGAAAAAAAACUGUACAUGGUCAUUUUUUUAUGGAAAUCUUUUUUUUUUUUUUGUAAAAAAAAAUAUAUAUAUAUAUAUAAAAUAAGACAAAAACAGAUAUCAGUGUUAAUCCACAGCGGUUGGAUUCAACUACUUGCUUAUCUGAAAAGAGGCGUAAUGUUUUGGGAGAGAGCAUAAGCACAGUGUAUUAUUUGUGUUUUUGUUUAUUUUUUAUUGACGUCUUUGUUUUUGUCACUGCACAGGAAUGUGGAACAGCCCUUUGUCAGGGAAAGCUCUGUUCCCUUCAGAACUGUCUAGAAAAAAAAAAACACACAAUGGUGAUUUCCUCUAGGCAAUAAGGUGUAGCACCACUUAACAAAACCAUAAAACACACAUACACUCUUAACCCAACAAUACCACAAGGUUCUUGGUGGCGUGUUCAUCACCCCAUGUAUUGAACUCUUCCUUCAGGCUUUUGCUUUGUGGUUUGUGCAAAUGUCGGCCUGGGUUGCUGUCAGGUUUGGUUCAGCUACCGAUUGAGUGGCAUCCUCUGCUUUUUUUGCAGUUGCUCGGGGACAGAGAUGAUUCCGGGCAUUUUGAGCUGUUUUGCCUUGAGAUCAUCCACCGUAGUGAUGGGUGUUGGACGCUCAGCAGUGAGAGAGACCCAAUAGAGUGGAUGUGGUGCAUUAUCUCUUUACCCUUUUUGAGGCAUUGCUGUUUUCAGAGCAGCAUUUUCUUUGUGGGUCUGUGUGUGUUUCAAUUUGUGUUGAAUUUCUAACACACAUUUCUUGACUCGUAUCCCUUGUUCUUUUUUUACUUAUUUAUUUGGAGUCAGAAAUGAUUGCAGAGGAAAUUUGCUUUUUUUUUUUCUUUGAAAAAAAAAAAAAAUACUAAAUCCAGCCAAUAAUUGUUAUGUUUUCAAGUCUAUCCAAACGUGUUCACAACCCCUUCUCCUGAUGAUAUCUUACUGUUUCUUGGAAGUCAAUCAUACUGUACAUCUUGUACACUGACUAUGGCUAAAAUCACUUUGGAUCUAAGAACAUGAUGGCGGGUCACUACCAAACCUGUUCAACAGUGUGUUACUAGAUGAUAAUAUCACCAUGCGAUUGUCUUUGUGGAAGCUCUUUGUAAAAUUCUGAAUAUCCACCUCCAGUUGGCGAUGUCACCAAACAUUAGCCAACACGCUUUUCUCCACACAUAUACAUACACACACAGUUACUUCUGUAAUGUUGGCAUUCAUCAUUGGUGGACUCUCAUUGGAAAAUGUGUGCCUCAGCAUCACAGGAUUACUGAGGUAUAAAUAGGAGGUUGGUUCUGCAACACUUUGUUUGAAACACAUCUUAAACUGUCGAUGGCCAGCGUGAGCACACACACACAUACUGUAAAAUACACACACUUCGUCCUCUCCCAUGUGUGUGAUUACUAUGUAUGGGGACAUGCUAACUGUUUCAGGAACUACUGUGACCUUGUUUUGUAAUGGUUUGAUGUUUAACACUGACCAUUUGAAGUUUGUGCUGCAGUUGUACAUCUUCGACCCAUAUUGCUUUUCAACAUUUAUCGGCUGAAUAAUUCGGUGGGAGGAGCUUAACCAGAGGACUGUUUUCAUGACCGACUGGGCUUGUUACACACACACGCACGCCCGCACGCACACACACACACACACACACACACACACACACACACACACACACACACACACACACACACACACACACACACACACACACACAUCCCAGUCUGACAGAUAUUGCAACACUUGAACAGUUUAAAAUCAUUAACAUACAGGAUGUUGGGAAAAAAACACACUCACAGACACACACACACACACACACACACACACAAUAGAAAUAGAAACUGCAGUUUCAUUCAAGUGGCCUCACAAACAGUACAGCAGAUACCUGAAGACAUCCAUAUGUGUGUGUGAAAGUGUGUGUGGGGGUGUGUGUUUCUGAAGAUUUCAGCUCAUUCACCAUUGAUGAUAGCUUUAUUGUUGCUGCCACACUAUUUUGCUAUUCAGUAAAUAUGUAUAUUUAUUGAUAUUUCAUACGUUGUGUAUAUGUAGUGACCUAUGAUCGUCAAGGUUUAAAGAGUAAUUGUAUAUUUUUUGACUUUUGAAAGAGAGGUGUCUCUUACAUUUGUGUCCUUCCACUGCAUUGGUGUUUCAAUCUCCACUUUCCGUGGUUGGAAGUUAAAUUAUGUGACUGUCUUUUAACCUUAUAUUUUUAAUGUACUUUGUCCCCCCCCCCCCCCCCUCUCUCUCUCUCUCUCUCUCUCUCUCUCUCUCUAUCUAUCUAUCUGUCUAUCUCUCUCCCCUCUGUCUACUCCUCUUUUCCCUUUUUCUCUUCUCCUCUGGUCAUAUUAAAAUGCCGAUGUUUUGAAAUGAUCAAAGCACAUUCCUUAAUUUCUUGUGUUCUCUUUCAAAUGCUUUCCUGUUGCGACAAUACAAGUGUGUAUACUACUUGUUAUACACGUGUAUAUAUAAGUGCAUAAAUGUGUACACAUGUGCAAUACACGCUAUUUGAGCAAUCUAUUACUGUGACUAUUCUUCAUUAAAAUCGCUGUCCCUUUGAA
Sardina pilchardus (European sardine) is the source of this 7660-nucleotide messenger RNA. It is a transcript of the gene hdac5, whose product is annotated as histone deacetylase 5. The coding region runs from base 65 to 3178 and encodes 1037 amino acids. NCBI's taxonomy places the organism in Eukaryota, Metazoa, Chordata, Actinopteri, Clupeiformes, Clupeidae. Gene Ontology annotation, biological process: negative regulation of transcription by RNA polymerase II. The record is from RefSeq and is a predicted model, not a curated record. Gene Ontology annotation, molecular function: histone deacetylase activity. The transcript is spliced from 25 exons.